GGAGCGAUGAUCCGCAGGGAAGACACCGAGCGGGCAGUGGAAAUCCUGACCAGAUACCAAAGCACGCUGAGGGCUCCGGAGGAGCAGGAGCUGAAGGCCUCCAUCGGGAAGGUCUCGCACAUCUUCCAGAGCGAGCUCUUCCAGGCGCUGCUCGAUAUCCACCAGUUCUACGAGCUGACGCUGCGCUCAGCCCCGGCCCCUGAGCCCGAGCCCGAGCCCGGCAGGCAGCAGCCCGGCUCCCCGGCCAAGCCCCCCGAGGCCGGCACGCAGGGGACCGGGCCGCGGCUGGUGCGGGUGACGGCGCGGAGGACGGAGGCGCCGGCCAGCGUGUGCAACCUGCUGCUGGGCACCCGUGCUGCCCUGCCCCAGGCCAACCCUGCUCCCAUAAUCGUGAACACAGACUCGCUGGAACAAGGGCUCUCUGUGAACGGCAGCGAUGGGAUGUUUAAGUACGAGGAGAUCGUGCUGGAAAGGGGCAACUCCGGCCUGGGCUUCAGCAUCGCUGGAGGGAUCGACAACCCGCACGUGCCCGAUGACCCGGGCAUCUUCAUCACCAAGAUCAUCCCCGGCGGAGCGGCGGCCAUGGACGGCCGUCUGGGGGUGAACGACUGCGUGCUGCGCGUCAACGAGGUGGACGUGUCCGAGGUGGUGCACAGCAAGGCCGUGGAGGCGCUCAAGGAAGCGGGGCCCGUGGUGCGGCUUGUGGUGCGCCGGCGGCAGCCCCCGCCAGAGACCGUCAUGGAGGUCAACCUCAUGAAGGGCCCCAAAGGCCUGGGCUUCAGCAUCGCCGGGGGCAUCGGGAACCAGCACAUCCCGGGGGACAACAGCAUCUACAUCACCAAGAUCAUCGAGGGCGGCGCGGCGCAGAAGGACGGGCGCCUGCAGAUCGGCGACCGGCUGCUGGCGGUGAACAACACCAACCUGCAGGACGUGCGGCACGAGGAGGCCGUGGCCGCCCUCAAGAACACCUCCGACAUGGUCUACCUGAAGGUGGCCAAGCCCGGCAACGUGCACCUCAACGACAUGUACGCGCCCCCCGACUACGCCAGCACGUUUUCAGCCUUGCCUGACAACCACAUAAGCCAUAACUCCAGCCUGGGCUACCUGGGCAGCGUGGAGAGCAAGCCCGCCUACCCCGUCCCCCCGCAGGUGACUCCGUCCAGGUACUCGCCCAUCCCGCGGCACAUGCUCGGGGACGAGGACUUCACCAGGGAGCCGCGGAAGAUCGUGCUGCACAAGGGCUCCACCGGGCUGGGCUUCAACAUCGUGGGCGGCGAGGACGGCGAGGGCAUCUUCGUCUCCUUCAUCCUGGCCGGCGGCCCGGCCGACCUGAGCGGCGAGCUGCGCCGCGGCGACCGCAUCCUCUCGGUGAACGGCGUGAACCUGCGCAACGCGAGCCACGAGCAGGCGGCGGCGGCGCUGAAGCGCGCGGGCCAGGCGGUCACCAUCGUGGCGCAGUACCGGCCUGAAGAGUACAGCCGCUUCGAGUCCAAGAUCCACGACCUGAGGGAGCAGAUGAUGAACAGCAGCAUGAGCUCCGGCUCCGGCUCGCUGCGCACCAGCGAGAAGAGAUCCCUCUACGUUCGAGCCCUGUUUGACUAUGACAGGACCCGGGACAGCUGCUUGCCCAGCCAGGGGCUGAGCUUCUCCUACGGGGACAUCCUCCACGUCAUCAACGCCUCCGACGACGAGUGGUGGCAAGCAAGGCUGGUGACGCCGCACGGCGAGAGCGAGCAGAUCGGGGUCAUCCCCAGCAAGAAGAGGGUGGAAAAGAAGGAGAGAGCGCGGUUGAAAACAGUGAAGUUCCACGCCAGGACUGGCAUGAUAGAGUCUAACAGGUCGAUCAAAACGAAACGUAAAAAGAGUUUCCGCCUCUCUCGAAAGUUUCCAUUUUACAAGAGCAAAGAGAACCUGGCCCAGGAGAGCGGCGGACAGGAACAGGGCGUCACGUCCAACACGAGCGACAGCGAGAGCAGUUCCAAGGGACAAGAGGACACCAUUCUCUCCUACGAACCCGUGACGCGGCAAGAAAUUCACUACGCGAGACCGGUGAUCAUCCUGGGGCCCACGAAGGACCGCGUCAAUGACGACCUCAUCUCCGAGUUCCCGCACAAGUUUGGCUCCUGCGUGCCACACACCACCCGGCCGCGGCGCGAGAACGAGGUGGACGGGCAGGACUACCACUUCGUCGUGUCCCGGGAGCAGAUGGAGAAGGAUAUCCAGGACAAUAAGUUCAUAGAGGCCGGGCAGUUCAACGACAACCUUUACGGGACGAGCAUCCAGUCGGUGCGGGCGGUUGCGGAGAGGGGCAAGCACUGCAUCCUGGAUGUGUCUGGCAAUGCUAUCAAGAGGUUGCAACAAGCACAACUUUAUCCCAUUGCCAUUUUCAUCAAACCAAAAUCGAUCGAGGCGCUCAUGGAGAUGAACCGGAGGCAGACGUACGAACAGGCGAACAAGGUCUUCGACAAAGCCAUGAAACUCGAGCAGGAGUUCGGAGAGUAUUUUACAGCCAUCGUACAAGGAGACUCUCUCGAAGAAAUCUACAGCAAAAUCAAACAGAUCAUUGAGGACCAGUCCGGGCACUACAUCUGGGUCCCGUCCCUCGAGAAACUCUGAAGAUUUCCCCCAUCUGCUUCCCUGUGAGCAGAAGAUCUCUGAAGUCCCACCCCACCCGAGCCCUCUGCCCCAAGGGGGGGGAUGUGAAAACUAUUCCUGCCCCCUUUUUUAGAUCGUCGCAAAAUUGAGUUUUCUAGUCCUGUUUCUUUUGUUGGGAUGAACUGAUCUCAUUCAUCACGUGACUGUUCCCACCAUUCCUGCAUGGAUCUUCCCAUUGCUCCAUUAGAGACAGAUGAGAACCCAUUCAAGAGUCGUUUUUUAUUAUUAUUAUUAUUAUUAUUAUUAUUAUUAUUAUUAUUAUUAUUAUUAACUAAACCAAGAAUCAAGAUGGGAGGAGGCGGCUAAGGACUAAAGUAAGACACAAGUGACGCAGUGGACUCUGA
This is a messenger RNA of Nothoprocta perdicaria, 2999 nucleotides long. RefSeq names its product discs large MAGUK scaffold protein 3 (gene DLG3). The record is from RefSeq and is a predicted model, not a curated record. Lineage: Eukaryota; Metazoa; Chordata; Aves; Tinamiformes; Tinamidae. Gene Ontology annotation, biological process: chemical synaptic transmission. Gene Ontology annotation, cellular component: neuromuscular junction; postsynaptic density membrane; neuron projection. Bases 7 to 2616 code for a protein of 869 amino acids. The transcript has 24 exons. Gene Ontology annotation, molecular function: kinase binding.